AUGUUUUUUUUAAUUAUUCUACUUACGUGUUACUUCGGUAAUGCUCUCUCGCUGAAUAUUCUUUAUCAAUACGACGGAGUGGGCGCAAAAUACAGCGAGGGGCUCGCAAAUGUUAAUAUUUCCAGCUUAUGUGCUUUAGAAUAUUUAGGAAUGGUUUGGCAAACAAGCGCUGAUGAUGUUUGGUUAUCGAUUGGGAAUUAUUCUGUUGUCAAAUACAGACAUCCAAGUUUAUUGGAAUUACCUCCUUGGUUCCAAGACACCCCAUUGCCCAAGAUUGGAGAUCCAGAGACGCUAGAUUCGUUGCUUUUGUCUUUAGAAGAAUACGAUCCGGAUACUGAUUAUUGCGCUUUAAUUCAGCAACUGAGAUCUGAUACCAUACAAGCUAUGGAAGAAUUCGGACCGGUCGAGUUUUUGAUGGUUAAUAAUUCGUUUGUGAAGGAUGACAAGGUAGAUGAUUCAUGA
Hyphopichia burtonii NRRL Y-1933 is the source of this 462-nucleotide messenger RNA. RefSeq lists its product as uncharacterized. The coding region runs from base 1 to 462 and encodes 153 amino acids. Lineage: Eukaryota; Fungi; Ascomycota; Pichiomycetes; Serinales; Debaryomycetaceae. The record is from RefSeq and is a predicted model, not a curated record. The transcript has a single exon.